AUGGCGCUUUUUUCAAAAAUAAAAGAUGACUUUCAGGAUUGGCAUGAAAAUAAGAGUGCCGGACAGCGAACCGCAUUGGGAUUAACGAGAAAUUUGGAUGAUGGAAGUGCUAAUGUCAUUUCCUUGAAUGUUGAAACGGGUUCGAAAAGUAUUGUGCAGCUAAAGGAUGUUGGUGCGAAAAAAGUACGAUUGAAGUACAACGGAGUUUUACCACAAAAAGCAAUUGUUGGCCUAUGGAAUGCACUUACAUCAUGUUCUAGAAAUCCGAAAAUUCUGCAGAAUGAAGCUGAUAAGCUGAACGAAAAGCUGAGUCAACGCCAGUUUCCAGCAUCACCUGAAGAAGUACGAGAAGCACGUCAUGAAAUUAUGAACAUGUUAAAAGCCGAAGGUGGAUUUCUGGAUCGUAAUUCUGUCAGUCAGAAAGUUCUGGAAGCAUUCGAUUUUGAACUAAAGAAAAAAGCGAGUAAAUUGCUGCGUUACACGAGAUAUAAUUGGAAGCCGCUGGAUUUUAAAACACGUGAACAUGCCGCAGCUUAUACAUUAGCCAAAUUUGCACCUAAUUAUGCAGAAGUUUAUUUUGUAUUACAAGAAUUCAAGAAUAACGGAUACAUUCCACAAACAGUCUUGGAUUAUGGAAGUGGUUCUGGUGCUGCAUUUUGGGCUGCAUUUGAACAUUGGGGAGAACGGGUCAAAAGUUAUCUGCU
Messenger RNA from Acanthocheilonema viteae, 704 nucleotides. The record is from the annotation of a GenBank genome assembly. Lineage: Eukaryota; Metazoa; Nematoda; Chromadorea; Rhabditida; Onchocercidae.